AUGUGUUUGACCCCCACCUAUAUCAGUAUAUCUGGUAAAGUUAAGAUCAUCACAAAAAUAUUGCCAAAAUCUCUGAUUGGACAAAUUUUCAAUCUCGCAGUACCAGCACUGGUGCUUAUAUGUCAACUAUUUACUAGAAUAGCGAUUGCCAAAGAUGAAAUAGAUGAUUGGGACGAGGAAAUCGAAAUAACCGAGGUGCCUAUUGAGCCUGUCUCUGAACCUUCUAAGGAGGAGAUACCUGCGCCUAAGCCUCUUAACGUCAAAGUAUACCCAAAACUUGUUUUAUCCGACUUUUACCGUGAAAUGGUAAUGAUCGCGAUGAUUGUUGUAUAUCUUAUUGUUUAUUUCAUUGGCAAACGGGCCAAUGAGGCGAUUGCGGUAAAAUGGAUGGAAAAACAUAUUGUUCUUCUUAGAGAGAAUUUUUCCCUUGUUGGAAAUGAUAAAGGUGGCGUUCUUAUACAGGAUGGUCCCGCUGAAUAUCUUUUCUACUUGAGUGGUCGCAGAAAUUGUCAGUAUAUUCAUGGAAAAAUAACGCUUAAACCACGACAUGACAUGCUUCAAACUAUUACAAAUUUUAUUACAUCUCAAUUUAGCAGCAAAACGGUAACAGACACUGUUACUUAUAAUGUAACCAUGAAUGAUGGUGCUUACGAUGACUUUGUUUUCGGUAUCACAAAAAAAGAUCGCGCUUCCGAUCUUCGUCAAUCGCGUUACGAUUUGAAAACUUUUACCAAACAAACUAACAAUAAUCUUCUCCCAAGCGCUGUUAAUGUUCACAGUGAAUCUGUGGAUAUUACUGAAGCAAUUCUUAGCGUCAAUAGAGUUAUUGAAUUGUUGAAUGCAUCUUCUCAAUAUCUGACGUAUAUAAUAAUUUCUGAUCAAACACGAGUUCGCCCAGAAAAAAUCAUUGAAAAUAAACAAAAACUUUUAACCGUUAUGCAUGAACUUCCAAAUGACGCCUCAAAAUUUUCCGAUAUUAUGAUUAUAGCGGAACUAACUAGGCAAAAACUUAUCAAGAAUAGAGAAGAAGCUGACAAAGUCAUACAAAAAAAUUUAGCAGCUGAAAGACAAGAAGAAAUUCAGCAAAAAAAGGCUGACAAAAAACGUGCUGAAGCUGAACGUGUAGCUAAAUUGUCACCCGAAGAACAGCGAAAGUACGAAGAGAAAGAACGAAAAAGAGAGCUGAAAAAAAAGCAAAAGAAACUGGUUAAAAAAGUAUAG
Dentiscutata erythropus is the source of this 1221-nucleotide messenger RNA. Lineage: Eukaryota; Fungi; Glomeromycota; Glomeromycetes; Diversisporales; Gigasporaceae. The record is from the annotation of a GenBank genome assembly.